CGAACCUAGAUCGUGUUGACGGGUGGUAGUUACCCUGGUCUCCCUUCCCUUCUAUUCUGCCUCCUAGCGCUUGCUGGCACCCAUCUCGAUCCCUGGUUUAAAUACAACCAUCUCUCAUGUCCCUCAGCCUCAGGUCAGACCUUCCAGUGAAGCUUUAGUGCAAUUCUUCAAACUGGAAAUAUCACAGCCAUGGCGAUCAGUCCAAACGGCGCGCGAUUAAUGAUCUGGAUGAUCGUCUUCGCGGUGGUGACCACGGUGACGAUGGGGUUGAGGCUAUGGGCCAUCCGGCUCAAACGGGCCUCGCUACAGAUUCACGACUACCUCGUCUUCAUUGCCUACUUGAGCACCUGCGGCAUGGAAACAUUAUGCUGGUGGGCCAUCGCCAACGGGCUGGGUGCACACACCGACACCCUCACGAGCUACGAGCUAGGGGUCCAAUAUCAGCUCCUCAUUGGCACGGACGUCACCUGGACAGUGGGCACGGUUUGCUGCAAAUUCUCUAUCCUCUCCCUCUAUACCUCGCUCUUCCCCGCCCCAAAGUUCCGGUACGUAGUCUGGGUGAUGCAGGCGGUGGUCUUCAUCUACUUCGUCGCCUUCCUCUCCAUAUUCCUUUCGCAGUGCUACCCAGUCUCGUACGGGUGGAAGCCCGUCGCCGGCGGCUACUGCAAGUCCAUCAUGCUGCAGGAGAUUCUAUCCAUUGCGUUCAACAUGGUCCUCGACACCACGAUCGCCCUGCUGCCGAUGCCGCUGCUGUGGAAGUUGCAGAUGCCCGUGCGGAACAAGCUCACCGUCAGCAUCAUGUUCGCGUUGGGUCUAUUAGUUGUCGCCGUCAUGGCCUGGCGCAUGGCCAUCACCCUCACCCCGGCCACGCAGACCGACUUCGUCCACGGCCUCUACCUGGUCGGCCUCGUCAGCUUCAUGGAGCUCUGGUUCAGCAUCAUCAUCGUCACCCUGCCGACCUUGGCCCCGCUGUUCCGUCGCUACGUUGAGCCCUUACUUCGCACCUUCAUCGGCCGCUUUGCCGAAGACCACAACCUCAGGAGACCGCCCGCCGGCGGCGGCCACCGCCGCCUUCGCGAGGCCCAGCACACCAUCGGCAGCGAGCCCAGUGCGGUAGGCAAGCGGCGCGGCAGCUGGGAGCUCGAAGAUGGGUACCUGGGGCUAAAGGAGGGGGGCGGGGCUGGCGGGCACGUGAAGGUGUGGAGUGGUGGGUCUGGGGAGGAGUUGAUUGUGAAGCGUGGGGGGGAGAUUACGGUUUCGCAUGGUUUUACAGUGAAAUGA
Aspergillus homomorphus CBS 101889 is the source of this 1281-nucleotide messenger RNA. RefSeq lists its product as uncharacterized. The coding region runs from base 190 to 1281 and encodes 363 amino acids. The record is from RefSeq and is a predicted model, not a curated record. Lineage: Eukaryota; Fungi; Ascomycota; Eurotiomycetes; Eurotiales; Aspergillaceae. The transcript is spliced from 4 exons.